Cinclus cinclus is the source of this 1746-nucleotide messenger RNA. RefSeq names its product component of oligomeric golgi complex 8 (gene COG8). The record is from RefSeq and is a predicted model, not a curated record. Gene Ontology annotation, biological process: intra-Golgi vesicle-mediated transport. Gene Ontology annotation, cellular component: COG complex. The transcript has 5 exons. The coding region runs from base 1 to 1746 and encodes 581 amino acids. Lineage: Eukaryota; Metazoa; Chordata; Aves; Passeriformes; Cinclidae.
AUGGCGGCGGCGGCGGCGGAGGAGGAGGCGCGGCUGCUGGCCUGGCUGCGCGGCCCGGCGGCGCCCGGCGGCCCCGAGCUCGCCGCUUAUGUGUCGGAGCUGGCGGCGCUGGGGCUGGCGGAACUGGGCCGGGAGCCGGCGCGGUUGGCGGCGGAGCGGGCGCGGGUCGGAGCCGAGACGCGCCGCCUCGCUUUCGAGCACUAUCGAGCCUUCAUCCGCUCCGCCGAGUGCACUGGCCGCGCCGGCCGCGGCUUCGGCGGCAUCGAGAGCCGUCUCGGCAGCUUGCUGGAGCGGCUGCCCGCCCUGCAGGAUGCUUGCCGGACCUUCAUGCGCGAUGCUGAGGCCAUUGCCUGUAGCCGGCGCAUGAACAGCCUGACCCUGAACCGGCACACGGAGAUCCUGGAGAUCCUGGAGAUCCCGCAGCUCAUGGACACCUGUGUCCGCAAUGGCUACUAUGAGGAGGCGCUGGAGCUCACGGCCUACGUGCGCAGGCUGGAGAGGAAGCACAGCAGCAUCCCCGUUAUCCAGAGCAUCGUGGAGGAGGUGCGCCAGUCCGCCCAGAUGAUGCUGAACCAGCUCAUCCAGCAGCUGCGCACCAACAUCCCUCUGCCCGCCUGCCUGCGCGUCAUCGGCUUCCUGCGCCGCAUGGACGUGCUCACCGAGGCCGAGCUGCGCGUCAAGUUCCUGCAGGCGCGGGACGCCUGGCUGCGCUCCAUCCAGGCCUCCAUCCCCGACCACGACCCCUACGUGCACAUCACCAAAACCAUCGAGGCCUGCCGGGUGCACCUGUUCGACAUCAUCACCCAAUACCGCGCCAUCUUCUCGGACGAGGAGCCGCUGGUGCCGGCUGAGGGAGCGGCGCCCAGCGAGGGGGCCAUCUUCCACGGCUGGGUGCUGCAGAAGGUCUCCGAGUUCCUGCGGAUGCUGCAGCGUGACCUGGACCGCGGGGUGGGCGGCCGGCUGGACUCGCUGCUGGGGCAGUGCAUGUACUUUGGGCUGUCCUUCAGCAGGGUGGGCGUGGAUUUCCGUGGGCAGCUCGCCCCCCUCUUCCAGCGCGUGGCUGCCGAUGCCUUCAGGAAGGCGGUGGAGGAGGCGGUGGAAAAAUUCCGUGAGGAGAUGAAUUCCUACACGCUGAUCUCGGCGCCAGCCGUGCUGGGGGGCAGUACAGGAGUGCCGGUGCCCACAGCCCAGCCUGGGACGCUGCAGCCCCCCAUGGUGCUGCUGGACUUCCCACCCCUUGCCUGCUUCCUCAAUGGGCUCCUCGUUGCCUUCAAUGACCUGCGGCUCUGCUGCCCCAUCGCCCUAGCACAGGACAUCACUGCCUGCCUGGACAGUGCCCUUGGUGAGGUGACCAAAACCAUCCUGGCCUUCCACCGUGCAGAGGAGGCAGCUUUCAGCGGGCGGGAGCAGGAGCUCUUUACCCAGUUUUGCACAGCCUUCCUGGAGGACCUGCUGCCCUACCUGAAUCGCUGCCUCCAGGUGCUUUUCCCUCCAGCACAGAUUGCACAGGCACUGGGUGUUCCUCCCAUGCAGCUGCAGCGUUUUGGCCGCCUGGGCUGCAUCGACGUGGCCGCUCUCAGGGAGCCGCUGGCUUUCCUCCUUCCGCCGGCACCGGGCGACGAGGAGCCAUCCCCGGAGAACGCCCCGGACGCGGAGGGGGAACACGCGGCCGUGCCCACCGAGCCCCAGGCCAGCCCCUCCGGGGACGCUGCUGUGCUGCCGGGUGACCCGGUGGCCACGCUCUAG